Molecule: messenger RNA, 6091 nt
Organism: Xiphias gladius (swordfish)
Lineage: Eukaryota; Metazoa; Chordata; Actinopteri; Istiophoriformes; Xiphiidae
Gene: ogdha
Product: oxoglutarate dehydrogenase a
Exons: 23
Coding region: 115-3063 (982 amino acids)
Biological process (GO): tricarboxylic acid cycle
Cellular component (GO): mitochondrion; oxoglutarate dehydrogenase complex
Molecular function (GO): thiamine pyrophosphate binding; oxoglutarate dehydrogenase (succinyl-transferring) activity
Source: RefSeq, a predicted model, not a curated record
CGGCUCAGCAGACUGCCCAGCAGCGGCCAAUCACAGUCACCUCCACAGGUGGCACAAGGACGUUUCAGCCUAUCAGGUGCUACUCGGCACCUGUGGCUUCUGAGCCGUUCUUGAAUGGGACGAGCUCCAACUACGUGGAGGAGGAACCCAACCUGGAGAGAAGCAGAGAGUGUUCACAAGUCGUGGGAUGUGUUUUUCCGGAACGCUAACGCCGGUGCUCCUCCCGGUGCUGCCUACCAGUCUCCUCUGGGUCUGUCCGCGGCAUCGAGCCUCGUCGCUCCUCAGCUGUCCUCACUGGUUGGAGCUCAGCCCAACGUGGAGAAGCUGGUGGAGGAUCACCUGGCUGUCCAGUCCCUCAUCAGGGCCUACCAGGUGAUGGGGCAUCAUAAUGCCCAGCUGGAUCCUCUGGGGAUCAGCUGUGUGAAUUUUGAUGAUGCUCCGGUCAAUACCGGCUUCCAGGACGUCGACGUGGCGGUUUUCAAGGAGAGGCUGAGAAUCCUAACGGUAGGAGGCUUCUACGGUCUGGAUGAGUCUGACCUGGACAAGGUGUUUCGCCUGCCCACCACCACCUUCAUCGGAGGGUCAGAGAGCGCCCUUCCGCUGAAAGAGAUCAUACGGCGACUGGAGAUGGCGUACUGUCAGCACAUCGGAGUGGAGUUCAUGUUCAUCAACGACCUGGAGCAGUGUCAGUGGAUCAGACAGAAGUUUGAGACUCCAGGAGUGAUGCAGUUCACUCUGGAAGAGAAGAGGACUCUGCUGGCCCGCAUGGUCCGCUCCACCCGGUUUGAGGAGUUCCUGCAGAAGAAGUGGUCUGCUGAGAAGCGUUUUGGUCUGGAGGGAUGUGAGUCUCUGAUCCCUGCCCUGAAAACCAUCAUCGAUAAAUCCUCUGAGAACGGAGUGGAGAACGUCAUUAUGGGCAUGCCUCACAGGGGUCGUCUGAAUGUUUUGGCCAAUGUCAUCCGCAAAGAGCUGGAACAGAUUUUCUGUCAGUUUGACUCUAAACUGGAGGCUGCUGAUGAGGGCUCUGGAGAUGUGAAGUACCAUCUGGGUAUGUACCACCGUCGUAUCAACCGAGUGACAGACAGGAACAUCACCCUGUCUCUGGUGGCCAACCCCUCUCACCUGGAAGCCGUGGACCCCGUGGUCCAGGGGAAGACCAAGGCCGAGCAGUUCUACUGUGGAGACAACGACGGGAACAGGGUGAUGUCCAUCCUGCUCCAUGGAGACGCAGCGUUUGCAGGUCAGGGUAUCGUGUAUGAAACCUUCCACCUGUCUGACCUGCCGUCUUACACCACACACGGCACCGUGCACGUCGUCGUCAACAACCAGAUCGGUUUCACCACAGAUCCUCGUGUGGCCCGAUCGUCUCCGUAUCCGACCGACGUGGCUCGAGUCGUCAACGCUCCCAUCUUCCACGUCAACGCCGAUGACCCCGAGGCCGUCAUCUACGUCUGCAAGGUGGCUGCUGAGUGGAGAGCCACGUUCAACAAGGACGUGGUUGUCGACCUGGUGUGCUACCGUCGGAUGGGUCACAACGAGAUGGACGAGCCGAUGUUCACGCAGCCGCUGAUGUACAAACAGAUCAAGAAGCAGAAGCCUGUUCUGCAGAAAUACGCUGAGAAACUGAUCGCAGAGGGAGCUGUGAGCCGCCAAGAGUACGAGGAGGAGAUCGCCAAGUACGAUAAGAUCUGUGAGGAGGCGUACGCACGCUCCAAAGACGAGAAAAUCCUCCACAUCAAGCACUGGCUGGACUCCCCGUGGCCCGGUUUUUUCACUCUGGACGGACAGCCAAAGUCUAUGAGUUGCCCCUCUACCGGUCUGACUGAAGAAAACCUGAACCACAUUGGACAGAUGGCCUCAUCUGUCCCUGUGGAGGACUUCACCAUCCAUGGAGGUCUGAGUCGCAUCCUGAAGGGCCGAGCUGAGAUGGUUCGUAACCGGACGGUGGACUGGGCUCUGGGAGAGUACAUGGCCUUCGGAUCGCUGCUGAAAGAGGGAAUCCACGUCAGACUGUCGGGACAAGACGUGGAGCGAGGGACAUUCAGCCACCGACAUCACGUCCUCCAUGACCAGAACGUGGACAAGAGGAUCUGUAUUCCCAUGAACCACCUCUCUCCCGACCAGGCGCCAUACACCGUCUGCAACAGCUCGCUGUCUGAGUACGGAGUCCUCGGUUUUGAGUUGGGUUUUGCGAUGGCGAGUCCCAACGCUCUGAUCCUGUGGGAGGCCCAGUUUGGAGAUUUCCACAACACGGCUCAGUGCAUCAUCGACCAGUUCAUCUGUCCCGGUCAGGCCAAGUGGGUCAGACAGAACGGCAUCGUGCUGCUGCUGCCACACGGCAUGGAGGGCAUGGGUCCAGAACAUUCUUCAGCUCGACCAGAGAGAUUCCUCCAGAUGUGCAAUGAUGAUCCAGAUGUCAUGCCUAACAUCACAGAGGACAUUGCGGUGCGUCAGCUCUACGACUGUAACUGGAUCGUGGUGAACUGUUCAUCUCCUGGAAACUACUUCCACGUUCUCAGACGACAGAUUCUCCUGCCGUUCAGGAAGCCUCUGAUCGUCUUCACUCCCAAAUCUCUGCUGCGUCACCCAGAAGCCAGAUCCGGCUUUGACGAGAUGCUGCCCGGAACUCACUUCCAGAGGUUGAUCCCGGAGGGAGGCGCGGCGUCGGAGCGUCCGGAGGAGGUGAAGAGGUUGAUCUUCUGCACGGGGAAGGUUUACUACGAGCUGACCAAAGAGAGGAAGAACAGAGGGAUGGAGGGGAACGUGGCCAUCGCGCGCAUAGAGCAGUUGUCUCCGUUCCCGUUCGACCAGGUGAAGGCCGAGUCGGAGCGAUUCUCCAACGCUGACCUGGUCUGGUGUCAGGAGGAGCACAAGAACCAGGGUUACUACGACUACGUGAAGCCUCGCAUCAGGACCACGAUCCAGAGAGCCAAACCUGUCUGGUAUGCUGGCAGAGAGCCGGCAGCAGCUCCGGCUACAGGAAACAAAAACACUCACCUGAUGGAGCUGCGGCGUUUCCUGGACGCCGCCUUCGACCUGGACGCGUUCAAAGAUCAGCAGUAAACCUGUGACCUGCAACACCUGGAAUAAACCCUCACCUGUCUCACCGCUGACCCCCGACCCUCCUGGAUUCAGACACACACUCAGACUGCAUCAUCAGCGCACGCACACACACAAACACACACACACACACACACACACACACACACACACACUGUAAAACUGUAGUCUGUAAAUUCUCUGUACUACUCAGCAAAUACUGCACAGGCUGCAAACAUCAUCAAGUACUGCAAAACUACACAGCGGAUCCCAACUACAAAUAAUCCCCCGACAGAUUAACACUGAGGUCAGAGUCUGUAGAAAUCGUUUCAGUCAAACACAGCAGCAGGUAGCCUGAACAACCAAAACACACCAAUUACAGCGGAAGUUUGACACCUUGUGUUCCUCCUUUUUACAAAAUAGGAAGCCGUUCACUGUGUACUGCUACUGUAGCGUACUGCCAGUAUUAGUACACAGUGUUUUAGGGCUGUCACUUUAUAGUUUAAAUGUGGACGGAAAAAUUUAAAACGUGAAGAAAUCAGUGAAAACGCGAAUUUAAAGGAUGUGAAAUAAUCUGUCUGAUUUAAAUGUCGGCGGCGAUCACGUCGUCUAGCAGAUAUCUCCCCUCUCAGCCGAUCGAUUGGUCUGGAUCUGGAGACACAGAUCCAUAUCCUCUACAUGUAAGAUGUCAGAAAGUAGUGAGAUGUUGAACAGACAUUUCCCACCGGCAGAUUUUCAGUCUAUAAACCAGAGGAAAACACUGGAGAAGCCGGAAGCACAGAGAGACAAGUGAUUCAUCGACUAUCAGAAUGAUUAUUUAUCUGCAGCGACUCACUCUUUAAAAAGAUGGUCAGUGAUCAGUUGGAUCAGAUCUAUCAAUGAACCGGUCUGUGGCAGGCCGCCAUAAACACCAGCGGAGCGGAGCCUGUUGGAGCAGCACAGUAAUCAACGCGCUGGCCCGUAUGCUCGGCUGUCCACAUACUUUUGGCCACCCGGUAUAGUUUUGGGCUUUAGGUUCAAGUUCCUUCAAAGUGGCCAUUGACAGCCCUGCGGUGUGUCCUGGGUGGUGUCAGUGUGUAGUGUGAAUGUGGGACACGCGGUGCAGCGGCCUGACACUGGAUGUGCACAACUUCUGCAGUACUGUGUUAGUAGUACAUAGACGUAUUGAGCAGUACAGUAGGGAGACUCAGCGCGCCGUCCGAAUACUGCGUGGACGGCAGCAGCGUCAGGCUCAGCUCCUCCGCCGGCAACGCGACUUUCUGAGCAACAAGUCGCCUCGACAUGGACGCGGCAGUUUCGGAUUUCAGAUGUAGUCUCACUGUGUUGCUUUGUUCACAACUGGGACUGAGGAUCGUUCGAUUUGUUUGUUGAUUAGUAACUUAAGCGUCUGACGAUUGGUUCAAAUACAGAGCGACUUUUUCUGAAGCUUCACUUUGAAAAAUAUAAACCUGGUUUGUUUUUUGUUUGUUUUUGUUUAAGAGAAUUAAGAGAAGAAGCCGAAGCUCUCGGAUGUUACAUGUUCUCACACUGGAGGCCACGUGAAGCAGGAAGAAUCCGACUCAUAAAGGAACAAUAACUCGAUCAGUUUGAUAAGUUUGAUGCUGCCAAGAUUCAGGUCUGGACGAUAAAUAUUUUGACAUUGUUUUGACGUGAGAAAAGAAAAACAGGUGAUUUUAUUGAGGGAAAACGUCUUAUUUCGUGUCCUUUGUGUCUAAAAAAAAACGGCAGUUUGAGCAGUUUAACUUUCAUUUGCGCAUUCAUUUGUUAUUGAUUGAUAAAAAUCAAUCGAUUUAUGUGCAGUUUGAGAACCAGGGGCUCUAAGCACAAGCAGCCAUGAAGAAACUUCACCUGAAUAAAAUUGGCAAAUUUUUGAAUUAGGUCUGGCACUGUAGGAUCAGCUUCUGCCGGCUUCCGGACCAUCUUUGAUGCUCCGUGCUGCGGAAACAUUUCCGUCGGGACCCAGGAGUUGCUCCAGAAGUCGUCGAGUGUCUCGUGACGCUCGGGUCGAGGCAUGAGGCAGCUUUUAGGGGCAACGCGCAGGUUUACUGCAACCUGAAGGAAAAUGAAGAGUUAGAUGAUUUUUUCUUUGUUGAGGCGACGUUGCUCCACAAAAAGUUGCAUCCAACCAUCUGACGGAGUUGAGCCUGAGCCUGAGCCUGAGCCUGAGCCUGAACCUGAACCUGGCCCUUCACGACCUUUGACCUGUCAACAUAUGCACCUUCCUCCGUCCACACACACACACACACACACACACACACACACACACACCCCCUCUCCUCCAGCUGUGUUAUAUAGCAGCAGAUCAGCAGUUAUCACGAAGCAGAUGAGAAAACAAACAAAAGUGACACCUCUUGUUUCCUCUCUCUCAUCUUCAUCCUCGUCACUCUUUCCAACAUCAUCUUCACCUGAAACGUUGCAGGAAACACUUUCUUUUUCCCUUUUUCUUUUUAAUGUCUCGUUAGCAUAGUUAGCGCUCCCCCCUGGAAACCAGUGCGGAGCGCAGCUAGCUGGGAGAAGUGAGAGCGACGUUGGAGGAUUGGCGUCACUGUCACUUCAGCAGGUGGAGGCGUUUUGGCCUUUCAGCAGGUGCGUUCGCUCGUUAAGGAAAGUCUGUAAUUAGUCACCACGGUAACGCUUCAGUCGCACACUGAGGUUUUAUUUUAUUCAUCUUUUAUUUUGGAGGGGUAUUUGGGGAGUAAAAUGGCGGCGGUCUCCCUACAUGAACUCAACCAAAUGCACUGCUGAAGAUUAUAGUUUAACCCCUCGGCUUCUGGCUCCCUCUCCGCUCCGGCCAGCGUUUACCCUGUGCCAAACUGGAUCGGAGCGCCUCAUCUUUUGAUUCUUUUUCGCCUCGAGCAGCUGAAUGAACUGUCGGCAGGGGGGAAAAAGUCUCCUGGUUUGAAGCAGACAGAAUAAACGACAGCAGAGGAUGAAAUCAGCUGCAGGUAGCGUUCUGGGCUUCUGUGCGACAAAGAAAAUGAUUUAUUUAUUUUCAUAAUAGGGGAUUGAAUUUUUCUUCAUUAUUUUGCUUCAUUCAAUAAAGAAAUACUGU